Molecule: messenger RNA, 4028 nt
Organism: Polistes canadensis
Lineage: Eukaryota; Metazoa; Arthropoda; Insecta; Hymenoptera; Vespidae
Gene: aralar1
Product: calcium-binding mitochondrial carrier protein Aralar1
Exons: 18
Coding region: 735-2837 (700 amino acids)
Biological process (GO): L-glutamate transmembrane transport; aspartate transmembrane transport; malate-aspartate shuttle
Molecular function (GO): L-glutamate transmembrane transporter activity; L-aspartate transmembrane transporter activity; calcium ion binding
Source: RefSeq, a predicted model, not a curated record
GUACAGAAACGAUAGUGUCAUAUCUAACUAGUGUGUAUUUAAUUUUACGAAUUGCAGAAAAAUCAUAGAUGGCGCUGCGUACGAAGGCUCGGUUCUCGUCCAGUAGCAUGGCAGCAUCCGUUCUGUACGGUGUUACGGAUUAGCAAGCGUGAACGUCUAGUAAAUCGUAUCGCAAAUCUCUCGUCGGAGGGAUCUAAAAAUUCUUAUUAUUUAUCUGUUUCUGCUGUUGUUCGCGGAGCACCAUUGAAACGAAAUUUUACGUUUCUUUUAUUAAUCCUUAUAACACCUAACACGCGGUAGAAGUGCCUAAUAUAAACAAUUGUAUUAUUAAUAAAAUUAUCUAAAAAAGAAGAAGAAAAGAAGAGGAAGAUAAAUAAAUUUAGAGAAAAAUAUAUUGAAAAUAAUAAUUAAAGAAAUAGAUAAAAGAAGAAAAGUGUUAAAAAAAAAACAGUGUGGUGUUAGAAUUUUCGUGCUUUUCCUUUCGAAAAAGAGAGAGAAAGAAUAUUUCUUUGUUUACUGAGAAAUUCUCGUAUCCUCCUCUUUAUUUUCUUUCUCCAACGGUGUUGCGAGAAAGAAAAAUAAAGAAAAAAAGGAAAAAAGAAAAAGAAAGAGAGUGAGAGGAGAAAGGAGAAAGGAAGAGGAAGAGGAAGAGGAAGAGGAAGAGGACGAGGAAGAGGAAGGGAGAGAGAGAUAAAUCGUACGAAGAAGAUUCGAGGUAAAACUUCCUCCUGGGAAUGUUGAAGGACUCGCUUAUCGUUCGAGCAUCCUGCCAAGAGGGUUCCGGAUACUUAAAACGUGCGAACAGUGAUCGCCUCUAUGAAAUCUUUAAUCAGUACGCCACGCAAGAGAAGAAUGGCGAAAGGUUUAUGACCCCAUCUGAUUUUGUACGUAGUUAUCUUGGUCUUUACACGGAUGCUGAUUACAAUCCUGAUUCCGUUAAUCUACUUGCUGGAAUUGUCGACACUAGUAAAGAUGGACUCAUAUCUUUUGCCGAGUUUCAAGCAUUUGAAGGUCUACUUUGCGUCCCAGAUGCAUUAUAUAAAACAGCAUUUCAAUUGUUUGAUACUAAUGGAAAUGGAAUGGUUACAUUUGACGAGUUCACUGAGGUGAUGCGUAAAACGGUUUUACAUCAAAGGAUGCCAUUUAACAUGGAUAGCAGUUUCAUCAAACUUUAUUUCGGAAAAGAUAAGGGCAGGCUCAUAAGUUACGCAGAAUUCAGUCAAUUCCUACACGACUUUCACGAGGAAUAUGCAACGGAAGCAUUCAAAAAAUUUGAUAAAGAUGGGACGGGUUUUAUUUCGGCAGUAGACUUUCAAGAUAUCAUGCUUAGUAUUAAAAGUCAUUUACUGACAAAGGAUGUGAAAGAUAACUUAAUACCCGCAGUCAAUACAGUACAAAGUGGACGGAAAGUAAGCUUCCCAUAUUUCAUGGCAUUCAAUUCGCUUCUAAAUAACAUGGAACUUAUAAAACGUAUUUACCUGAACGCGACCAAUGGGCAUAGAUAUCAAGAAGUUACCAAAGAGGAAUUUCUUCAUUCAGCACAAAUGAUGUCUCAAAUAACACCACUUGAGGUGGACAUCCUUUUUCAUCUAUGCCAUUUACUCCAUCAAACUGGAACUACGGAAGAUGAUGAGGCAGAUUCGCGUUUUGGGAAAAUUGUAUACAAUGAUCUCGUGGCUAUUACUCCUGAGCAGUAUUUCAAGCAAAUAACAAAACGUCUUGCUGAGAUUAAGGCGGUGUCGAGCCCGGAGGAGCGCGGAGUUAUCGUUCAAAUUCUUGAGAGUGGAUACAGAUUUGUACUCGGAUCUAUUGGCGGAGCCGUUGGUGCUACCGUGGUGUACCCAAUCGACCUAGUGAAAACUCGACUACAGAAUCAAAGGACAGGAUCUUUCAUUGGGGAACUGAUGUACAGGAACAGCUUGGAUUGUUUAAGAAAGGUCAUGCGACACGAAGGCUUUUUUGGCCUUUAUCGUGGCUUAUUACCUCAAUUGAUGGGUGUAGCGCCGGAAAAAGCGAUCAAGCUUACGGUUAAUGAUUUCGUAAGAGAUAAAUUUAUGGACAAAAAUGGAAUUUUACCGGUUUAUGGUGAAAUUAUAUCCGGUGCUUGCGCUGGAGGAUCUCAAGUAAUUUUCACGAAUCCUCUGGAAAUCGUGAAAAUUCGGUUGCAGGUUGCCGGAGAAAUUGCAGGAGGCACGAAAGUACGAGCAUGGUCUGUGGUUAAAGAAUUAGGUCUAUUUGGAUUAUACAAAGGUGCUAAAGCAUGCUUUUUAAGGGACGUACCAUUUAGCGCAAUUUACUUUCCAAUGUAUGCUCAUAUAAAAGCUAAACUGGCCGAUGAAGGAGGAUACAAUACUCCAUUGUCACUUUUAUUUUCUGGUGCAAUUGCUGGUGUACCUGCGGCAGCGCUAGUUACUCCUGCAGAUGUAAUCAAAACUAGAUUACAGGUUGUUGCUAGAGCAGGUCAAACGACCUACACCGGUUUGCUCGAUUGCGCGAGAAAAGUUUACAACGAGGAAGGUGCCAGAGCAUUCUGGAAAGGAGCUUCAGCACGAGUAUUCAGAUCCUCUCCGCAAUUUGGUGUCACACUUUUCACAUACGAGUUGCUGCAAAGGUUAUUUGUAGUUGACUUUGGAGGAUCUCGACCAACAGGGUCAGAACAAAGGGUUCCUGCUACAGGAUUGGUAGAUGAAAUACGAUCAUCAAAUCCAGAUCAUAUAGGUGGCUACCAAAUAGCCUUGCCUGUUUUUAAGGGAAUAGAGAGCAAAUUUGGUCUAUGUCUACCCAGGUUCCAAACAGUGACUGUUCAACCUGACGGCAAACCACAGAAAAUGCAGUAACAUUAUUAGCUAGAAGAUAUAAGCUUGUAGCAAAAUUCUGCUGCCAUAAUAGCAUACAAGUAUCAUUGGUUGUUUGGUUCCUUCUAAUUCCAAGAUUACAGAGCAAAAAAAGAAAGAAACAGAAAGGAAAAAAAAAUAUUCAAAAGAUUAUCUUACCCGUUCUUUUCUAUUAACAAGUAAUUUGACCAUUACAAUGGUAACUUUAUUAUAUGUGAUUAUUAUAAUAAUUGGAGUUAAUAUAAAAUAGAACCUUAACUAGAUCAUCGUCAAAUACUAUUUCUAGACUUUUAAUUGAAUAGGUCUAAGAGAUUUGUUGUAGGAUCCAUCGACUAAUUAUCUAGUAGGCAUUGGCAGUACGUAAAAUAAUAUCUAUUCUAGUCAGCUAUGAACUAUGCUAUACGAUAAUGCUGAAAGUAUAUUUUUAAUUAUUUCUUUUUUAAUUAUAUUUAUUUAACACUUUAUUUUUAACACUUUAAAGAAAUUUUUGGCCACUAGCGACUGUUUAGCGUUAUUGAGGAAUAUCCGAGCAGUCAAGAAGAAUUUCAUUUUCACAUUUGCAUAAAAUAAUUUCAUUAAAAGUGAACACUUUUGUAUAUUUGAAGAAAACAGUAAUUAUUUUUUCCAUAUUUUCUGUUGUACAUUGAUUCAUUUAUGGUUACAAUAAAUAUAUAAAUACAGUAUAUUCGCGUAACUAAAACGUGCAAAAUCAUGUCGUCCAUUUAUAUAUUAGUCCGUUUUUAUGAAAUUAAUAUCAUAAAGAAUAGAAAGAAAAUAUAUAAAAAUAUAUCUAUCUAUCUUUUACAAUAGCUGAUAUAUAUAAUACAUUUUUCAAGAGACUAUUUACAUAUGUACGAUAUUUUUUUAUUUCAACUUUAUAUGAUCUUGGAUCGAUGGUCAUUAUUUUCAUUUAUGAUAUUUCAUAUAUGAAAGUAACAUCGAUCCAGUUUGAGCUCUUCUAUCUUCUAGUCGUAACUGCCAUUUUAAUUUGAAGAAUACACGGAUAUAUUUAGUCUAUGGAUCCUAUGCCUGUGAUGAUUCUAUUUGAAAUAUUUUCCAUUACGAAGGUACACGAUUGUUUCGGUCAAAGAAAACUAAAAUAUAUAACAAAAAUAAUAGAAAUGAUUAGUAGGAAAUCUCGAUACUUCAUACGAUUAUAAUUUCUAUUAAUCUAUACAGAAGCUUGAAAAAAAA